AUGACUACUUUCCAGAGCCCUUACCAGUUCGGCUCCCUCCCGGAACACAAGAAACAGACCUACUCGUCCUCGCUAGACGGCAACGGAAGGGUGUUUUCAGACCCUUCAGCGUCCAGUUCCUCUUCCUCUUCUCAGGAAGACUUGUUGCCUGAUUUGUGGCUGGAACCGGUCAGACUGAACCCACAGACGCUUCAGCACCAGCAAAUGGCUCUGGUGCCGCUUCAAGGGCUGUACAUGUACCAGAAUGGGCCAUGGCAGGAACCGCCUAGAAGCCAGAACCCUCUUCUUGCUCAGGUUACACAGACCAGUAUGAUGAGAGACGCUUCGCUUGAGUAUGCCCAGCUGCUUCUUCCACAUUCGCUUUUGGCGCCUCUUACCGAGGAGAAUCUUGAUUUGAAUGCCCAGCAGAGGUCGCUGAGGCUCCAGUACUCGGCCACCGACGAGCUUCUUAACUUUGAGCAGCAACAGGCCAAGGCUAGUGCUGUGCCAGCGCCUAGAAGCAAGAAACUGAACUCUACGUGUUCGGUAGUUUCUGACCACCACCAACAUCACCACCAUAAACUGAGAAACGCUUCGGUUUCGUCUACAAACUCGGCGCUGCCCAAACAACAAAAGAACAUCAACACCCAGUUGUACAAGACAGAAUUGUGUGUUUCAUAUAUGAAGAUGGGCGUUUGUCCAUAUGGCAACAAGUGCCAGUUUGCUCAUGGUGAGCACGAUUUGAAGACUGUGGAGAGACCUGCCAACUGGAGACUGAAGCCUUGUGCCAAUUGGGCCAAGUUUGGCUCUUGUCGGUACGGUAAACGCUGUUGUUUCAAGCAUGGCGAUUAA
Molecule: messenger RNA, 831 nt
Organism: Candidozyma haemuli
Lineage: Eukaryota; Fungi; Ascomycota; Pichiomycetes; Serinales; Metschnikowiaceae
Gene: ZSF1
Product: Zsf1p
Exons: 1
Coding region: 1-831 (276 amino acids)
Molecular function (GO): mRNA binding; metal ion binding
Source: RefSeq, a predicted model, not a curated record